UGUCUAAGAUCUCCUGAGACCCUGGAAGACUGCAUCCCUGCUUUUAAGACCCCAAAUCCUAAACAUGAUUCAUCAUGUCCCUAGUGAUUCCGAAAUGGUGGACUGCCAUGUAUCACAUACUUUCACGGAACAAAGCCACAUUGAAUAAGGCGGGCCUUAUUUCUGAAGAAACGUGCUUAAGAUCGGGCUGCCUGUGCGUCUUCUUUUCGACUACUGCCAAGCCAACAAGCCCAGAGAGGCUCCAGCUCCAAGAUUUGGAAGCCGAUCGGCCCAGCCAGGUCCCCCCACCCCGCCUCGCUUCGCUGCGCGUGCGCGUGCCUAAUUGCUUCGUUGGCCGUCGCUAGCUCCCUACCGUCCCCCCUUCGCCCAGCUCCGGCUAGCGCCCCGGCUGUCGCCUGCCCCCUCUCGCGGAGCCCUCCUCCAGUCAGUCCCCUUAGCUCCUGGGCUCUUCUGCGUGCGGGACACCUUGGCAUUGUAGAAGGAGUCUGGGCAGGGGCAGGAUGCUAGUAGCUUGCUAGGAACAGCAGCCGGAGCGAGGAGGGAUCUACAGCGAUGAGAGCCCCGCGGCAGCCGUGGCUGCCUCUGUGACUCGGCGGCUCCGCGUCGGUACCAAUUUGGAGCGUGAGGACCUCCCCAGCGUGGCACCGGAGGAGGGAUUCAGCGGCGGAGGCGACCCUCUCCCUUUUCCUCCUUGGCUGAAGAGUUGCAGAGAUCCCCCGCCCCACCGAAGCGUGGCUGCGCGAAGAGGGGAAGCGGGAAGGGGAGGCUCGGGGCAUCGGGCGGCGAGGAGGCUGGAGCUUUGGAAGGGUUGCGAAGGGAAGAAGCAAAAGGAGAGGACGCCCCUGGAGAGGACGAGGAGAAGGAGGAGAAGGAGGCGGCGGCGGAGAGAGGGAGACGCUGCAGCCGCAGCUUUAUCCGCGCGGAGCGAUGGCUUUUGCUUGGAGCCGGGGAGUUUCUGGCCCUGGUGGGAUCCUCCUGCUUCUGGGGGGCAUUUGCAGCCUGAGGCUUUGCCACGCAGGGAUUGAGUAUGGAGAGGUGCUUCCAGAUUCCUUCCCAUCAGCCCCUGCAGAGUCUCUUCCCCAUUUCCUACUGGAGCCACAAGAUGCCUACAUUGUGAAGAACAAGCCUGUGGAGCUGAUCUGCAGAGCCAACCCUGCUACCCAGAUCUACUUCAAGUGCAAUGGCGAGUGGGUGAAUCAGAAUGAUCAUCUCACCACGGAGAGCUUGGAUGAAAUCACAGGGCUCCUUGUAAGAGAAGUCCAGAUUGAAGUAUCUCGACAACAGGUGGAGGAACUCUUUGGCUUAGAAGACUACUGGUGUCAGUGUGUGGCAUGGAGCUCUGCUGGGACCACCAAAAGUCGAAGAGCUUAUGUCCGGAUAGCAUAUUUGAGGAAGAAUUUUGACCAGGAGCCCCUAGGGAAGGAGGUUCCACUGGAUCAUGAAGUGCUUCUGCAGUGCCGCCCCCCUGAAGGAGUGCCAACAGCCGAGGUGGAGUGGCUGAGGAAUGAGGAUGUGAUUGACACUUCCCAGGACACCAAUUUCCUGAUAACCAUUGACCAUAACCUCAUCAUCAAGCAGGCCAGGCUUUCUGACACUGCCAACUACACCUGUGUGGCUAAGAACAUUGUUGCCAAACGGCGGAGCACCACAGCCACAGUCAUUGUCUAUGUGAAUGGUGGUUGGUCUACCUGGUCAGAAUGGUCCCCAUGCAGCAACCGCUGUGGCCGUGGAUGGCAGAAGCGCACCCGGACCUGCACCAAUCCAGCACCUCUCAAUGGGGGAUCUGUUUGUGAUGGACAGUCCUUCCAGAAGCUUGCCUGUACCACUAUGUGCCCAGUAGAUGGAGCUUGGACUGAAUGGAGCAAAUGGUCAGCUUGUAGCACGGAGUGCACACAUUGGAGGAGCAGAGAAUGCACAGCCCCAUCUCCCAAAAAUGGAGGCAAAGACUGCAGUGGAGUGCUGCUUGAUUCCAAAAACUGCACCGAUGGGCUCUGUAUGCAAAAUAAAAGAUUUGUAAGCGAGCCCAAAAGUCACCUACUGGAGGCUACUGGUGAUGUAGCCCUGUAUGCUGGCCUGGUGGUCGCCAUCUUUGUUUUCAUUGUUAUCCUGAUGGCUGUUGGGGUAGUUGUGUAUAGGCGCAGCUGCCGGGACUUUGAUACUGAUAUAACAGACUCUUCAGCUGCUCUGACGGGAGGCUUCCACCCUGUCAAUUUCAAGACAUCCAGACAUGACACUCCCCAGCUGCUGCACCCUUCAGUGCAGCCCGACCUAACAGCCAACGCAGGCGUGUACCGUGGCCCUAUGUAUGCCUUGCAAGAUUCCUCUGACAAGAUCCCUAUGACCAACUCUCCAUUGCUUGACCCGCUCCCUAACCUCAAGAUCAAGGUGUACAAUUCCUCCACAGCAUCAUCCUUACCCGGGAUGCAUGAGGGGGCAGACCUGUUAGGAGUCAUGCCCUCGGGCACCUUCCCAGGGGAGAACCUCAGGGACAAUCACUUCAUGAACCUAAGGAACAAGACCAUGGGCUCCCAGCAACUCUUGACCCUGCCUCGUGAGCCUGGGAACAGUGCUACUGGGACAUUCGGCUGCCUGGGAGGAAGGCUCACUGUCCCUGGCACAGGGGUGAGUCUGUUGGUGCCACAUGGGGCAAUUCCUCAGGGGAAGUUCUAUGAAAUGUAUCUGAUGAUCAACAAAGCAGAAAACAUGCUCUUGCCUUCAGAAGGCACACAGACAGUGCUGAGCCCUAUGGUGACCUGCGGACCCACCGGGCUGCUCUUAUGCCGCCCCGUCAUCCUAACUGUCCCACAUUGCGCAGACGUCAGUUCCCCAGACUGGAUGUUGCAACUGAAAACCCAGUCCCAUCAAGGAAACUGGGAGGAAGUUGUAACUCUGGAUGAAGAGACUUUAAACACUCCCUGCUACUGCCAGUUGGAACCGAAGUGCUGCCAUAUUCUGCUGGACCAGCUUGGGACAUAUGUCCUCGUGGGGGAGUCCUACUCUAGGUCGGCCAUCAAGAGGCUUCAACUCGCCAUCUUUGCCCCCACCCUCUGUACUUCACUGGAAUACAAUGUCAAAGUAUACUGCCUGGAGGACACCCCAGAUGCCCUGAAGGAAGUGCUUGAAUUAGAAAGGACUCUUGGUGGCUACCUGUUGGAAGAGCCCAAGGGCCUCCUGUUUAAGGACAGUUAUCACAACUUGCGCCUCUCCAUCCAUGAUAUCCCUCAUUCCCUUUGGAGGAGCAAACUUAUGGCCAAGUACCAGGAAAUCCCUUUCUAUCACAUCUGGAGUGGCAGCCAACGGGCACUACACUGCACCUUCACACUGGAGAGACACAGUCCAGCUUCCACAGAACUGACUUGCAAGAUUUGUGUUCGACAAGUGGAAGGGGAAGGGCAAAUAUUUCAGCUGCACAUUACACUUGGAGAGAACUCCAACUCCUUUGAUGCCUUGCAUUCCUAUCCUGGCAGUGCCCUGACAACUCAGCUGGGGUCAUAUGCCUUCAAGAUCCCUCUGUCCAUAAGGCAGAAAAUCUGCAACAGCCUUGAUGCCCCCAACUCCAGAGGAAACGACUGGCGGCUCCUUGCUCAGAAACUUUCCAUGGAUCGGUAUCUGAAUUUCUUCGCCACCAAAGCCAGCCCAACAGGUGUGAUCCUGGACUUAUGGGAAGCCCAGCACCAAGAAGAUGGGGAUCUUAACACUCUGGCCAGUGCCUUGGAAGAGAUGGGCAAGAGUGAGAUGCUGGUUGUCAUGGCAACAGAGGGGGACUGCUGAUGCAUCUCGCAAGAAGCCUUCUGGCAAUGGCCGAAUGGGAUGACAGAGUGAGAGAGGGAGAGAAAAUGGAGGGAGCAGCCCAUUUGGAACUGAUGGGGAGAAUGAUUGCAGAGAAGAAGCAGAACCGUAGCUUAACUCUGAAGUGAUCAAACUGGGUUUCUUCUCCCUUCUCGCACUCCUCCCUCCUCAAAUCACAGUCAGCCUUAGAGAUCCACAUUGCGCAGUUUACAAGCAAUCCAAGUGUUAAAAGACUCCUUUCCUCCUUCUCCUCACAGCCUUUGGGUUGGGGCACAAAAGCAAUGUAUCAUUGCUAACCGUGACCAUAGCCUGUGGCAAUCAUGGCCUCCUUGGCUUCUGCUGCCUCACGUGGCUUAUGAGGGCUGCUGGAAUCUGGGAUGGGGUUGGGUUUUCUUUUGUUUUUCUUUUCUUUUCCUGUCCUUUUCCUAUUCCCUGCCUUGUUCUUUCUUCUUUCUUCUUUGCUGGCAUUUAUGCUUUGAAGAGUCAAGUACAAUCUAGAAGACUGCUUACUGCUGUCAAAAGCUUCAAACAGCUUUAAGACACAUACAAAAAAAAGGAAAAGGGAAAAAAAGGAAAACAGUUUCUUAGGAAACGCAAGUAAUUUAUUAUCCAGAUCUUUGGAUGUGUCCUUUUUUAAAAUAAAUAAGAAUCUUUCAUGUAUGUGAGAGCAAGAGUAUCAUGGCACUCAGAAACAGAGAGAGAGAGAGAGAGAGAGUCCUUUUGUGAAAAUUAAACAUGACCAAUUUAUGGAGCUUGUUCAGGUAGGAUUGGUGAAUUGACCUGAGCCUCAUGUGUGUCUUAAAGGGCAAACUUUGUCUUCUCUUUAACAUUUGAUUGCAUUUCUUUUUCUGACUAUAACAGAUUGUUUGGGGGUAAGUCUAAAAAUCUACUCGCAGCAGAUCAAACUUGUUUCUGGAAAAGAAGCCAAGGGGAAUUUCUUGGGGAGCUUUCUUGAAAGAGCAAUACAAAUCCUUUGCACUCUUUCCGGCCCACCUCAGAAUCUAGUGAAGUGCCCAAAUAUGCCUGACCAAAUAUCCACUGAUGUUUUCUCCUGGUCACACCUCAGUUGUGUUUGGAGCCACUAUUGCUUUGUAUAGCCAACUUGUCUUUGUGCAUGCCAGCACCACCAUUUCAAUGGAACUAAGUUCCGCAGCAGAAACGUUAAGGUAGUGCAGGAAUAAGUCUCAGGCCAAAAUCAAGACAGCUUCAUGAAGGACUGCAUGUGCCCAGAAGGCCUUUCGACCAAGGGGAGUGGGGUGGAACAGGACCUACACACACACACCCUUGCUAUGCUGUAUAGCCCAGGAAGCUGCAGUUCCAAAAUCUUCAAUGAGAUGGUGAAGAGGGAAGGCAUUUAGCAGUUAGAGGCGCUUCCAGUCUGUUACUCUUUUGGGGUAAGAUUCAAUCACAUACAAGCAAAUUCUGGUUGCACAGUUGUAGCAAGUCUUAUGCAACAAACCCUUUUACCCCCAAAAAACUGACUUUUUGCUAGAAGGAAAAUAAUGGGAAAAUGCACUGUGAAGUGUGGGAUAACACUUGCUAUGGCACAUCGUCAUCAUCUAACCUCCCUGCAAACAAAUCAGGAUGCAUGCCCAAUAAAGAAGUUGUCUGGAAGUGCCCUAGGAAUAUGGUACUCAGUCUGGACUGUGCUCUGGAGACCUUUUUUAAGGGAUUUUUUUUAUCGGUAAGACACUGUAAAAGCCUUAGAAUGUGAGAUGCUGAUCUGAGUAACUUGGGGGCAAACUUAACAGAGGCCUUUUCCUGUCACAUUCUGCUGUAAUGUGAUGCCCAUGUGCAAUGCUGUCUUAGAAAGCUGAUGCAGAUGUAAUGAUGGUCAUGUAUUUUCUAACUUAGAUCAACUGGUUUGAUUACGUGGUAUGUGAGAGGGGAAAGGCAAAGUUAUUGGACCAACCAGUGACAAAUGAAAUAAUGUAGAAUCCAUAGGAUAGUCUCUAGCAUAUUCGUCAGCCUAUUUUGGUAUAUGAGGUAAAUUCUAGAAGCCAGAGAUUUUAGCCAUCUUUAUUUUUCACUGGACGUUUAAGGCCACUUCACAUAAUACCUAAGAGGUGUCUUUACACUUUCGAUGAUGAACAUUACAAAAAAACUUUCCAUCUCCUCAAACGUUACAACAUUCACUAAGAGGAGACAGUAGACACACUACGAGCAAAUCUUUUUCACAUUAUCUGGAGCUACCCUUUUUAUUGUUUGGUAUGUUUCUUUAGACGCAGAUUGUGUAUGAAGGGAUGGUGCUAGUAGAGCAUUUUUACUACUGCAGAUACAUAGAUUAUCAAAUGUGUGUAUGGAUUUAUCCUCAGGUAGCUAAAAUUUAAUAGAUGAACUGUCUGUUAAGAACAAUGUUGGAGUAACUGCCCUUUAGGCACUGAUGUUCAUAUCUCUUAAUAGACUAUAAUUCUUGAUUCUACCUGUAUGUAGCUCUAUGUCCUAGUAGAGAGUCCAAGCACAGAACUCUUAAAUCUCUCUAAUGUUGAAAAGUAUUGAAUAUCUAACUGCAUGCUAUGGUAACAGCAGCAUUGAACUAGUGCCAGUGCAGGAAUGUUGUGCAUGGCCCUGUGGAUCAUGUGGCACCUUUGUAUGUUACAUGGGCACUUCUUACAUGGGGGGUGUCAGCUAUUUUUCUCAUGGUACAUCCCAGAACAUGCCACAGACAGCUGAUGCAAUCCACCUCAUCCUGAGACCUGUCCCUAAAAGGCAUGUUAUUUCUGGGGGGGGGAGGUGCAGGAAAGAGUACUACUUUAAACAGUACCUUCCCUGUAAGUGUCUGGAUAGACAUUCAAGCAACACAUUUAUCACUCCUGCGAACAAAUAGAUGGGAUGGAUGUGUGCAAUUUCAAGUGGCACACAACCGGAUCUACUCAUGGGUAAAACUACUCACAAGUAUUUGCUUUAUAUUGAUUUCAAGCAGUCUGAAUUUUUAGUUUUAGUUUUGAAAGCAUGAAUAAGGCCCACUGUUUCAAGUGAUGGGCCCAGAGUAUGUAGGAUCCAGGAUUAAACAACAAAUACUCCUAUCUGAACUCCUUUUGGAAGAAUAUGAAAUAUUAAUGCUGAAAAUGCAAACUGGAGGAGCAGCAACUUCCCACCAGUGUUGUUCUGAGCUGGCAUCCAAAAAAGCCUUGGAAAAAUGUUUUGGUUGCUUCACAGGAGUAUUUCAAAGACCUGGUCCACAUGCCACAUUAAACCAUCAUCAAAAUAAAUGAUAGAUUAAUAUGAUCAAGCAACCUGAUAGUGCACGCUGCUGAAAUUGUGGGUACUUUGCCCCCUGGCUGCCAGUAAACAAGCCAUGCUCUGGCUUGUGUCAUUCAAAUCUAGACUCAUGGUUUGUUUCUCCCAAAUAAACCACAGUUGGUAAAAUGUAAAUGUCCUGCCUUCAAGUCGAUUCCGACUUAUGGCAACCCUGUGAAUAGGGUUUUCAUGAGGCUGAGAGGCAGUGACUGGCCCAAGGUCACCCAGUGCGCUUCAUGGCUGUGUGGGGAUUCAAACCCUAGGCUCCCAGGUCGUAGUCCAACACCUUAACCACUACACCACACUGGCUUGCCAAAAACAAACCUUGGUUUCUGCUUAUAGCUUGUUUGGAGAGAAACAAACCCCAGUCCCAGGUUUAUACAAAAUGAGAAGCCAGACUGACUUGAUUCCUGGCAGCACAGCAGGAGCAGAGGAGGAGCCAAGUGCCUGCAAUUUCAGCAUGCACCUGUACACUGCUCAUUUACAUGAAACCAUUGGGUUGUAGUCAACUAAGUCCUGCUCAGAGUAGACCCAUUGAAAUUAAUGACCGUGUUAAUCAUGUUUAUUAAAUUCAGUGGGUCUACUGAGUAGGAAUAGCAUGGAAUACCACCUAUAGUUUAUUUUAACUGUGGUUUAAUGCGACAUGCAAACCUGGCCUCUUUCAUAAAGAGUUUUAACUUCAUCCUUUUCUUUCCUUUUUGUUUCUAGCCCUCAUGAUUGAAAAGAAGGGGUCGGGGAAGCAGGGAACAUUUACUUAAAGAUUAGAAACCACAGUGUGGUAUUACUGUAUUAGAACAAUGUUUGUGUGAAUCCACCAGAGUGGGUGGGUGGAUGGGUGGGUAUUGUUUUGAGUCCAUUAGCUUGUUAUAGGUGAAUCUCAUUCCAGACAGUCUAGCUACAGAAUUUCACAAGAACUCAAAGCUAGUAGUGGGUGGUGAUAUGAUACUUUUUGUUUACUUGUUGUUUCUAUUUGUAAUGUUUUGCAGUGCCUUACUUUUGUCCCCUGUGUUGCAGAUGUUCUAUUAGAAAAGAAGCAAAGUGCAUAACAAAUAAUUUUGAAUGAGUAUUCAUCAGCAAUACAGAUUAUUCUUUUAUGUGAUAGCUUACUGAAAAGAGGAAUGAAUAUUGUUUGAAUAGCCAAAGAUUGAACUAACUUUUUUUAUAAACUCGGUCAUCAGAUGAGCUGAUGAAGUCCCUUAUAUGCCAACAAUAUUUUGGGUGGAAACAGAAAUGUAGCAGAAGUUAUUUUCCUCUUAGCAGGAAGUAUUUCUAAAGAUUUGUAGCUGCAGCUCACACAAUGCCCAGUCCAGGGAGUUCUUCAUACUUUUCUUUCAUACAGGCUUCUAGCCCUCAUUGUCACAGGAGGAAAACAGCUGGCAGUGUUUGCUGGAAGUCUGCAGCAUGCUUGGCUGUUUAUUCCAAUUAUUAGGAAGCAAAUCUUUGAAUUGGCAGUGGGAAUGUCCCUCCCCCCUCCCCCAUUUUAAAAGAUCUCAGUUUUGCCAUUGCUGCCUAUUGUAUUUGCCAGAUCUUUCGUUCAUAAGUAAAGUAGAUUUAGUACAACGCUAUGACUGAGGGAUAAAAACCUUACAGUAUAAGGAUAGUUCCAGCAGUAAACUUCUAAUGCAAAUGCGCCUGUAUUACCUUACUUUCAUAUAUAUUUCUAUAUUUCUAUUUGCAUUGGCUUUUGGUUAUCCGUUAUCCUUCAGGUUGUUGCAAGUACUGUGUAGUUGCAGGGUAUUUUCUUAUCAUCACUACCUCUUCAAAAGAUUGUCUUCUUCCACCAAGAGCAACACUGCCUCCUAAUGCUGCUACUAUCGUUCUUAACUCUUCUUCCUCCCCCACAAGGACUUGUUUUGUAGGCAAUAACUUUAAACGCCUGGCAUGACAUAGCAAGCCUUGCACCAGAAGGUGGUCACCAUUACCUCAAACUCCUUAAACUCUAGCAUGCUCUUGGGGAAAGAAGGACUCUGAAGACAAUGCGAUGCACAUACUCAGGGAGCUGAAAUGUGACUAGAGAUUAUGUCUUCAUGUGAUAGCUCAGUAACCAGUUGCUCAAGGAAGGGGCAGCUGCAACCCUCCAGAUUUUGCUGGCCUCUCAGUUCCUGACUGUUUCCCAUGCGGAUUAGGGCUGAUGGGAGUCCAUCAGCAUCUGAAGGGCGACUGUUUCCUCACCCCGGUAGGAGUUUCUCAGGAUCCACAGUUUUGUUUGCUUGACAUGUGCCCCAGGAAGGCUUUGAAAGCUAUUUGCCACCUCUCGUUCCUGUAAUAACAGUAAACGUAUCAUAUAGGAACCCGGGGAAUGAGAAUUGUUUGUAGGCAGUGCUGCUUAACCAGAGAUAUUGGGAAUAUAUAACUCCAAUUGUUUAGAGGCCACUUAUCACAGAAAAAACAAAUGAACUGUUAAAUGUGUACUCUUUAUUCAGAAAGAUAUCUUUAUACCUUGGAGCCUAAGACGUCUACGUGGAAGGCAAAUCCAUGUGGGAGGAUGGUGGGUUAGGGUGUUUUGUUAAAUGCUGCAAACACAGGACCUAUUUUUAAGAUGAAAACUUUCUUCACUCAUUGUUUUCCUCAGGCAAAAAGUAAUUUGUGUUAGCUUUGCAACCCUGUUCUCUAACUUUUGGGGAUGUGUUGUGAAUUUGUGUCAUUUGUAAGGUUCAGGAGUGCAGAACCACACCGUCUAAUCUUUAUGCUUUUCCAAAUUAUUUUACACCAAAGCAACAUUCCUGUUGCAGCUCAGGUCUCUCAAGAGUAUGGCAAAAUUUAUAAAGACAGAAGAAGUCAGUGUUUGGGAGUUUUAAUGGCGCUUCUUGUGACAAUAGAUUUGAAAACACUGGAUGUCUUCAUCUGUACCUGACAAAUAAGGUUAAUUAAAGGUCUAAACCGGUUUGAUGCAGCAUCUGUAUCUCCAGUUCUGUAUACACACUAGCAGGUCAUACUUCCUUCUUUUUCACAUUGUAGAGGUCAGGGAUCUCUGUAUGCAAUAUACAAAUCUGAAUAAACAUCCAGAUUUUUGGAACCAAAUGAUGAACUUUCUGAAAAUCACAACUUUUUUUUAAAUGGUGAAGUUAUUAGUGUUUGUUUCCUGUGUGGCAGUAAAAAACAGAACAAAUUCUCUGUCAAAGCUACAGUAGCUACUAUAGUCAUUUAACCACAAGGUAUUUGGGAAGGAUUGCAGGCAUUUCCUUCGUUCAGCAUGGCAUCAGAGCACUGUAGGUUUUUGUAGCAUUUCCAGCUAGCUGGAAUAUAUAUAUAUACACACACAUAUACAUAAAGGGCUGAUCUGCUUGCUGAUAAAAAUGAAAUUCCACUUUGAAUCUCAAAUCUAUACAUGAUUUGGACAAAGGUGGGGCAAUAAGGGAGACUAUAUUAGGAGUUUGUGAGAAAUUUGAAAGGCUCCAGUCUUUAAUCUGAUCUCUUGGUGCAAACGAUGAUUUGUUCCCAGAUUGCACUUAGGUUAAGAGUUCAGGCUAGAAACACAGGUAGACACUUAGGAUUUGUAAUGUUUGGCUAAGUAAAUGAAUGCUAACCACUUUCCAUAGAAAUCUAUGUCCCUGAUAUUAGUUUUAAAAUUCCAGGAGCAGACUGUGUUAAAAGUGUAUGCAUUUCUCUCUCGCUCUCGCUCUCCCUCCCUUCCUCUUUCUCACCUCACCACAAAAGAUUACUUCUCAUGGCUUCUCGUGUUCUAUUGUCCAAGGAAUGUUUUGGUCAUGGCCACAUGGAAUCUGUGAAAGCUUUCACAUAUUCACAAUUUUCUCAAGUCCAUGAGCAAGUUCAUGUGAUCAGGCCACUUCCUCUAUAUAUCUGAAUGUACAUUAAGACCUUUAACCCAGGUCUGGUGUGAAUAGCCCCUGCUUAUUGUGUAUCUUCUGCAGGCCAACAUGAUUGAUCAUCAUGAUCAACAUGAUGAUGAUAUGAGAUGUGGGGAAAGUUGAGCUCUGUAUGUGUGCUGAUGUGAAUUCAUACUGACAUUGACCUGCUAUAUACACAACAACCAGUGAGAAACAACCAGCGGCGUAGUGACAAAUUCAGAAGUGCAGAGUCCCUUUAUGAUAGUCACAUCAUACCCUCUCACAGCCAUGCCCCCUUCUCCACUUUCUGUCAUCUCCCUUGCUCUCCGUGUCAUCUCACAAGUCCACACUCCACUAUAAAAGAUGUCCCUAGGAGACAAUGAAAGGGAAAGCUGUGUGUUGGCUACUGAGAAGAGUUUUCUCAGUGGCUAACUCACCUUUCACUCUGAUAGGCUACAACCAGCAUGAAAGGACAAGGACUUUUUUUCAGUGGGCAACAUGCUCCCUUUUCAUGCUGAUUGGCUCACACAUAGGGACCUGGCUUGGACCCUGCUCCCAACCAGGUCUACAACCACCUGCGACCCUGGAUGACUACACUCCUGGAAACAACCACAGAGUAUCCUGUUAAGAGGCUGGUUGGGCUUCUGCCUCAUUCACAUUGUGCAGGUGUAUGCAUUUGAUGCUGGAUGUGCAAAUGUGCACUUGUGUGUGUGAGAGAGAGAGAGAGGGAGAGAGAGAUUUCAGAAGUAGAAAACUGGAAGGGAGUGUGCAGGGUUCACCCUCUUUCUCUUUGCUUCUUGUUCAGAAGAGUGUGUGCUGACAAAGGAGGGAGGCAUAUGCCUGUCUUUCUCACUCCCCUGCUGUCUCUUAAGGUGCCCUCUUCACUCACACUGAGCUUUGUGACAUGGGCGGCCCAUUUCACCAUUUUUGUGAAAGCAAACUACUGCUUCUUUCACCCGUCAUGAAGCACAUGAGUGUCCUUCAUUCUCUUGCUCUCCAUUCUGUUUUCAUAUUUAUACGUCCAGAGGAUUUUGGGGAGGGAGGAAGGGUCUGGAAGCAUCCUCAAAACACACCUGUUUAUUCUGUACACUAAGAACUGUAAAUAAGGUUUAGCAUUCCUAUUGUAACAAAUUAAUUUUUAUGCAAUAAAUUAUA
Messenger RNA from Rhineura floridana, 11972 nucleotides. RefSeq names its product unc-5 netrin receptor B (gene UNC5B). The record is from RefSeq and is a predicted model, not a curated record. NCBI's taxonomy places the organism in Eukaryota, Metazoa, Chordata, Lepidosauria, Squamata, Rhineuridae. Gene Ontology annotation, molecular function: protein binding; netrin receptor activity. Gene Ontology annotation, biological process: anterior/posterior axon guidance; netrin-activated signaling pathway. Gene Ontology annotation, cellular component: membrane. The transcript is spliced from 18 exons. The coding region runs from base 928 to 3771 and encodes 947 amino acids.